AUGGCAACUCCUGAGGUCAUCGCCCGCCGAGUCUUCCGUACAACAUGGCUGCCUACGGAAGGCGAACCCACCCCGCCCAGCCACCGGAAGUUUCCAUUUGAAACGGAGGCGGCAGACGCGGCUCGCGCGCGGAGCGGCGCGGCGGUUGCUGCAGAUUAUCUUUUAAAGGAGACCGACGAGGACCGCGGGCUGGAACAGACGGCGUUUGGGGUCCAGCCGCGCCGCCUCGUUACGAUGACCGGCGUAGUGAAGACAGUGCACACUCUACAGCCCCCCUCUGUGCUGAGCGACGGCCUGCCUGCUGACACUCAAACUCAAGCCAUUUCUAAGAGUCUGUUACCAGUUAAGUCCAAAGAAGUAGACGUUUCCAAACUUCUUCAUUCAGGAAGUUCAGAGAACGAUGUUAUGAAAAACAUCAAACCAAGACGGGAGAAUGGGCAGACAAAAACUGCAGACACUGCCAUCAGGAAGAACAUUAGAAAAAGCUAUAAACCACUCAGUAAGCAGAAAUCAGAGGAAGAACUCAAGGAUAAGAACCAGCUCUUAGAGGCCGUCAACAAGCAGUUGCACCUGAAGUUGACUGAAACUCAGGGAGAGCUGAAGAAUCUAACCCAGAAGGUGGAACUGCUGGAGAAGUUUCAAGACAACUGUUUGGCAAUUUUGGAGAGCAAGGGGAUCAGCCCAGUUUUAGGCAGUGAAACCCUGGCAUCACAGCAAGAAUCCACCAAGGAUCACACAGACUCUAUGUUACUGUUGGAAACUUUGCAAGAUGAGCUGCAGCUUUUUAAUGAAACAGCCAAAAAGCAGAUGGAGGAGUUACAGGCCUUAAAAGUAAAGUUGAAGUUGAAAGAUGAAGAAAGGAUCCGGUUCCUAGAACAGCAAACAAUAUGUAACAGUCAAGUAAAUGAUUUUACAACAGCCCUUGAGGAAAUGGAGAAGCUAUUAGAAAUGUGAUUAAAAAGGAAGUAGCCAGGUGGUUCCCUCUUGGGGAUAAACUCUCAGAGGCAGUCCCUUAGGACAUCAUCUUCAUGGCUGUGAUCUUCUAGGACUCACCACCUCCUGAAGAAAACAGCUUCUGCAGUAGGAUUAAGGACAGCUUUGUGGUAGAAUGGAGGCUUUUCUUUUCAACAAGUGUUCCCAACCUUCAGAUUGGUCAGCUCUCCAGAGGCUCACACAUAAAUAAUGGAGGCCUACCAAAGAGGGACCUGGAGGCUUGGAUCAACCUCCUAGACAACAGAGCAACACACCUUUAGGAUCAGGAGCUAAACCAGGCACAGCUGGAGGAUCUAAAAGAUCACAUUCAGAUUUGCAGGAAGAAAACCUGAAUUGUACAGUGGAGCCCAGAUGUUCUGCAGGAGACACCACUGAGGAGCCACGCUGGCCCCAUCCAACUUGGAACACAUUCUGACCCAUCCCAUUGAGCUUCUAUACCUCAUUGUGAACUUACGAACCUGAUGUUGCUUGAAAUGGUUUGGCUUAAUAAAUGAGUUGAAGGUA
Choloepus didactylus (southern two-toed sloth) is the source of this 1497-nucleotide messenger RNA. It is a transcript of the gene KNSTRN, whose product is annotated as kinetochore localized astrin (SPAG5) binding protein. Gene Ontology annotation, biological process: spindle organization; regulation of attachment of spindle microtubules to kinetochore; mitotic sister chromatid segregation. Gene Ontology annotation, cellular component: kinetochore; centriolar satellite; mitotic spindle. The record is from RefSeq and is a predicted model, not a curated record. NCBI's taxonomy places the organism in Eukaryota, Metazoa, Chordata, Mammalia, Pilosa, Megalonychidae.